Molecule: messenger RNA, 2916 nt
Organism: Monosiga brevicollis MX1
Lineage: Eukaryota; Choanoflagellata; Craspedida; Salpingoecidae
Exons: 15
Coding region: 1-2916 (971 amino acids)
Source: RefSeq, a predicted model, not a curated record
AUGUACAAAGUGGUCUUUGCGUGGGCCGUCGUGGCCUUGAUCGCCACGGCCCGGGCGGAUGGUGAAAACUGCCCGGAUGUUCAUCAGAUCAAGAAUGGCAACGGCGUCUGCGUCUGUAAAGAAGGCUUUUCUCCCGUGAACGGCAACACCGCCUGCACGCUUCGCAGCGAGAUCUUUACCGUUGCCGCCAGCUCGGACCCGGCAGACAAGGCGGUCGUUUUGCAAGCUGGCAACGUGACACUCCGCACUUAUGAUAUGGCGACCAAGUCGGUCAAGGACAUCAACCUCUUGCGCACCCUCGAAGAUUUGUCCCUCGGCCAUGGGGAGCACGGUUCCACCCUUGAUCAACUCAUGGAGGAUCUGGCCACCAAGGCCGAUGCCUCUGAUGUCAACGAUCGCUUCAACAACAUGAAUGCCACCCUUCAGGGCGCCGUGAACGACCUCACCACCCUGCAAUCCACCUCGACGACCCAGGGUAACACGUUGCAAACGGCCGUCCAGACUCUGGCCGAUCUCACCGACGCCACGACCAACACCGACAACACUGAUUCCCUGGCCGCCAAACUCACGGCCCUCAAUGAUCAGGUCCAGAAUGAUGUGGCUGCUCAGGUUGAUCUCGACGCCAUCUCUGCCGUCGUUGAUUCGUUGGAGGCCGAGAGUGACAACUUUAUCACAAAGUCCAACUUGCACCGCUUUCUCCCCGGCACCAUUCAAGUCACCAACUCGACUGGCCCCUGCGAUGAGUCGGCCUUGGGUAUUGUGCGCGGCAACAACCAAACCCAACAAUAUGAGACCUGCCGUCGCGCUGACACUUGGGACGGCACCGUUUACUUUUGGCAUCCCCGGGGUCUGCCCGAGUUUUGCGUGAGUGGUGAUGCUCUUCAAGGCACCUGUACCCAAUGCAUCGAGGGCUAUGUCGCCACCCAGGCCCCCAAAGCCCCUUGCCAGAUUCAGGCCGACCUCCUUCAUCUCGCCUUUGACAACAACCUGUGGGAUCUCUCCCCCAAUGCCCGCAACAUGCUCUUUUACGGCACCACGCCCGAAACCCUUUUCAGCCGCACGGGCCUGGACGGCUCCCCUGCGCUCUCGCUCCGCGGCUCGGACCAACACCUGCGGGCCCCACCUAGCUCCAUUGGUGGUGCCUUUUCCGUUUGUGUGGACGUCUCUUAUGACGCGUUCGGCUUCUACUCUCGUAUCUUUGACUGGAGCUCCAACCCCGAAGGCGAGCGCAACGGCGGCAACAACAACUUUCUCAUGCUCAACCGAGAGUCUUCGGCCACUUUCUUGUUUGAGAUUUAUUCUGGUCCAAAUGUUGUUAGUCAGCUUGACUACGACAACUUUUUCGAGUUGGGUGUCUGGGCACACGUUUGCGUCACUGCCAACGCGGCGGGCCAUUUUACGUUGUACAAGAACGGCGUCAACCUUAAGUCGAUCGAUGCCACCCCUUUGCCCUAUCUCCGCCGCACUUCCAACUAUAUUGGCCGUUCCAGCUUUGCCAAUGACCCCGACUUUGAUGGCGCUAUGGACAACUUGCGCAUGUGGUCUCGCGAAUUGACGUCGGAGCAGGUGUCGGAUAUCUUCCUUGAGUCGCAAGGGGUGCAGCGCGUGGCAUACUCUGGUGACACGGAUGCACUGUUGCUUCACUACAAGUUUGAGGGCAACUUGCAAGAUUCAUCGGCCUUUGGCAACGAUGGUGUCGCCCUGAAUCAUCAUGCAGUCAAUCUAUAUCAGCUCAACUCACCAGAGGGCAACAGCUCCUUGUACUUGGACGGCGACAACGACUAUGUUCUUGCACCACCCCUAACCUUUAACAAUGCCCUGACGGUCUGCGCUUGGGUCCGCUACCGUGAGCUCAACGCCUGGAGCCGCGUGGCUGACUUUAACAACGGUGGCCCGGAUAGCAUUUUCAUUGGCAAUCCAGGUCAAUCCUCGGAUCUUGAGUUUACCUUCUUGGACAAUGUCAACGGCAAUUCGCCGCUUGCUGUUGCGGGUGGUUUCAACUGGGCGUACGGUGGCUUCCAGCACUACUGUUUCACCAACGAGGGCGCUGUCUCCAUCGUCUACCGCCAGGGCCAAGAGGUUGGCCGCAAGACAAAUGUCAACGCUCGUGCAGAGAACAAGGAGUAUCACAAUAUCUUCAUCGGGCGCUCGGCUUGGGGUGCUGAUGGCUACCUCGGCGCCAACCUGGACGACUACCGUGUGUACAACUACGCUCUGUCGCCCGAGGCUGUGCACGACAUGCUCUGCCAGGGUCGUGCGGAUUUAGAUUGUGUGGGGCUUGCUGGUCAUUGGAAGUUUGAUGGCGAUGUGCGCGACGCCAGCGGCAACGAAUGGCAUGGCGAGCUGGUGCCUUUGAGCUUUGACGUGAAAGAUCAUUUUUUGGAGACGACGGACGUGGCCAUUGGAUCGGGCGCCCUGGCUCUGGUCGGCAACGGCAGCUGGGUGCAGCUGCCCGCGCGUAACUUUGGUGGUGAUUUCACGGUCUGCACCUGGGUCCAAACUCGCAGCAACGGGCCUUGGGAGCGAUUUGCAGACUUUGGCGUGGCUGACAACAGCCAACGUUUCUUUAUCGGACGUUCUUUUGGCGAUCAGGCGAUUCGCUUCAGCAUCAAAAACGGCGAAACGGCUGCCUUUGUCAUUGCCGAUCUGCCCGAGGGCAAGGCCAAUGAGUUUGUCCACAUGUGUGCCAUGAGCAACUCUACAGGUGGCUACAUUUUCUUCGAUGGCGAGAUGGCCGGCAGCAACGUGGGCAUGGUCCAGCUGCCCUUUAUUUGGGCUGAUGUCAACUACAUUGGCAAAUCUGCAGUGUCCAACAACGAUGCUCCUUUGGACGCCGUCCUGGACGACAUGCGUGUGUACACGUACGCGCUGUCGCAGGGCGAGAUUGCUCAACUGGCCGGCAUGACCUCUGCCUAA